AUGUCUGUACCUCCUGGCUUCACCUAUAACAUGGACUCUCUGUUGCCUCUAGUUGCUGCUCAGCAAGCUCCGACUGAGUAUGAAGUGGAGGUGGAGCUGAAUGUGACAGAUGUUGGGGCAGUGGAUUAUCUCAGGAGACUGCUGAACAACAGGACCUUUUCCCUGGCUGUGGGUCCCACUGUGAAUGUCACGCACAUUGACAUCAACACAGUGUGUUACCCAAAUGGCACCAACUUCCAGUGCAUAUGUGAGGAUCAGUAUGUUUGGUCACACACAAACUGUAUAACAUAUGGAGCCUGUGAUGCGAUCACUAACAGCACGUGCAGAUGCAUCAACAGUAUUCCAACCAAUGGAGAAUACUGCCAGCUAAAGACAGUGCCGCCAAUUAUUUAUGAAUACCAGAUCUUCGUUGAGGUGGAGACUACAGAUGCAGAUCAGCUGAGAAACACCCUGAAAAACAUAACUUUUCCGGCCCAAAUCAACACGCAAGUAAACAUCUCAACAGCUGAUAUAACUACGGUUUGCAGCCAAGAUGGCGCUGGUUUCCAGUGCCGCUGUGAGGAUGACUACCUUUGGCCUUGUGACAAAUGUGCCACCUACGGAAAAUGUGACAGUGAUACAAACAACACAUGCAGCUGCAUCAGAGCGAUUCCCACAGAUGGACAAUACUGUCAGUCAAUACAGCAUCAAAACGUUUAUGAGUACAUCAUUUCUGUUGAGUUGAACAUCUCAGAUGUUUCACUGAUCGAUCAACUGAGGACCAUUGUGAACAACAUCAGUUCCCCCAUCAGCAUCAACAACCACAUACAAAUCUCUGAGGUCAACAUUUCUACAGUUUGCUCUCCGAGCAGCGGUGGUUUCCAGUGCAGAUGUGAGGAUCAAUACAUUUGGUCAUGUGACCAAUGUUUAACAUACGGAUCAUGUGACAACAGCACCUAUGACACAUGUGGUUGCAUCAAUGCUCUUCCUCCUGAUGGACAAUAUUGCCAGCCUGUUGACCAAUACACUCCUCCAGUUGUUUAUGAGUACAUCAUUUCUGUUGAGUUGAACAUCUCAGAUGUUUCGCUGAUCGAUCGACUGAGGACCAUUGUGAACAACAUCAGUUCCCCCAUCAGCAUCAACAACCACAUACAAAUCUCUGAGGUCAACAUUUCUACAGCUCCUCCAGUUGUUUAUGAGUACAUCAUUUCUGUUGAGUUGAACAUCUCAGAUGUUUCACUGAUCGAUCAACUGAGGACCAUUGUGAACAACAUCAGUUCCCCCAUCAGCAUCAACAACCACAUACAAAUCUCUGAGGUCAACAUUUCUACAGUUUGUUACCCUAAUGCCAUGGACAGAUUCAACACAUUUUACCACAACAGAUAUGAACACGACAACAACUGCUACACCAACAACAACGGUAACAAAUUCAACAACCAUCGCUACAACAGGUGUGAACACAACUUUAACCAUGACAUCAGCAAUAACUGCAGCAAAUACAACAACAAACGCUACAACAGGUGUGAACACAACCACGUUUACGACAACACCAACAACAACUUUAACAACCGCUACAACGGGUGUGAACACAACAACAGUAGCUACAACGGGUGUGAACACAACAACAUUCACCACAACGGGUGUGAAUACAACAACAGCCGCUACAACAAGUAUGAACACAACAACAGUCGCUACAACAGGUGUGAACACAACAACAGUAGCUACAACGGGUGUGAGCACAACAACACCUGCUACAACGGGUGUGAAUACAACAACAGUCGCUACAACGGGUGUGAACACAACAACAGUCGCUACAACGGGUGUGAACACAACAACAGCCGCUACAACGGGUCCGCUACAACGGGUGUGAACACAACAACACCCGCUACAACGGGUGUGAACACAACAACACCCGCUACAACGGAUGUGAACACAACAACAGCCGCUACAACGGGUGUGAACACAACAACAGCCGCUACAACGGGUGUGAGCACAACAACAGCCGCUACAACGGGUGUGAACACAACAACAGCCGCUACAACGGGUGUGAACACAACAACAGCCGCUACAACGGGUGUGAGCACAACAACAGCCGCUACAACGGGUGUGAACACAACAACUGCCGCUACAACGGGUGUGAGCACAACAACAGCCGCUACAACGGGUGUGAACACAACAACAGUAGAUACAACGGGUGUGAACACAACAACAGCCGCUACAACGGGUGUGAGCACAACAACAGCCGCUACAACGGAUGUGAGCACAACAACAGGUGCUACAACGGGUGUGAACACAACAACAGGUGCUACAACGGGUGUGAGCACAACAACAGUAGAUACAACGGGUGUGAGCACAACAACAGUCGCUACAACACCAGUAACAACUACUGAUGUGACCAGCGGAAAUACCACAAUCAGCUCAACAACGUCAGAUGCUCCAACCACACCUACUCCAACUACUAGCGCGGCUACUACUACUACUAUCACUUCCCCCACAACAACCACUACUAUGGGUACUACCACUAUCACUACCCCCACCACUACUACUACAGCUACCACCACUGCCACUUCUCCCACUACCACCACCACCACCACCACCAGUACAGCUACUACCAGUGCCCUUUCGACGACCACUGCAACUCCCACUUCACCAACACAGCUUAGAGGAAUUGACCUGGAAAUGUCAAUUAGAUUAGACAUGGAAUACACAUCAGAAUUAAAUGAUCCAACAAGUGCAGAGUACAGGGCCCUUGAAUCACGUAUUCUUCCAGUGGUAAAGGACCUGUAUAAAGAAAUCUCAGGAUAUAUCGGUGUUUCUGUGACGAGAUUCAGUGAAGGAAGCGUAAUUACAGACUUUGUUGUUGAGACAACACAAGUUGUCCCUGGUGAAAUAACCAAUGCAAUUAAAAAUCUUCCUGAUGCAAUGCUUGCUAUUGCCCCUGUCAUUGGCCCAGUUUCUGCAUUUUACAGGAGUCCAACAUCAAUCAGCAUUCCUAACCUCACUUAUACUGGGAACACCAUGACGCUGACAUGUGGCCCUCCAAAGAAAAUGAAUGUGGGAAAGAUUGAUAGUUCUGCAUGGAAAUUUAAAGGACGGGAAAUUAAAGAUGAUGGAAGGAUGGAAAUAACUACUUCUGACAAUAUAUCUAAGCUUAAAGUUAACAACGUCAUUCUUGCUGAUAGGGGAUACUACAGUUGUACCCUGAGGAUCAUGGCACUGGGUUUCUUCCAAGAGGGAGAUGUAACAGAAGCUAAUAUCAAACAAGCUCCCAUUGUGCGACUACAGAGUGAAGUUAACGUAAGAUGUGAAAACGAAGCGAUGCAACCACUAACGUGUUGUGUACAGCGCCCAUUCACAGUCGAGUGGUUUCUAGAUGGAAACCGAUUAGAGUCAGUUCCUAUUGAUGAUGGAGAAGCCAACUGUAUCAGGCAUGAUUACAACCUAGGAAGCUGCAGUGGAUCACCACAAAAAACACUACUUUUUAUAUGUAGGGUAGUUAACCCUAGAAGUUAUGAAAUGACAAUGACAAUGACCAUUUUCCAAGAUGAUGUCAGGUGUGACGACGCUCAGUACGGGGUCGGGCGAGCAGGUGACAGAUCAAGCAUAGAGUGUGCUCAAGGUCAAGAGGGAAGCAAGACUGCGAUCUGCCAGGAAACAGGAGAGUGGAAACUUCAGGAGGAUACCUGCAUUGUAACAGAAAUCAAGGAACUAUUAAUUGAUUCACAGGAUUUGGCGAAGGAGGAAGUGCCACAAUUUGUGGCGAAUCUAAAUAAAACUGUCCAGCAACAGCAAACAAAAAUUGCAAAUUCAUCUGCAACCAUAUCAGCUGUCGUUGACAUCCUUAACACCGUCGCAACCGUUUCAACUACUGUGAAUGAAACUGUCAUGCAUGAUGUAAUAUCCACUAUUGAUGCCAUCGUUGGUGAGGAUGCAAGAGAGUCCUGGGCAACUCUGAAUGCGAAUGAAACCCGCAACUCCAGCUCAGCGUUACUGGGUUCUCUGGAGACUAUCUCAGAUCAAUUGGUCGGGGAGUUUUCCAUCGCGACCACACGGAUCCUGCUCAACAGAACCACGUUUGACAACUCCUUCAGGGCAGACCUGAACUCCAGCAUCGUCAUAGAUAUUCCAAACACCAACAUGAACAAAGUCUCCAUUACCACCAUCACCCUGUCCACCCUUAAUAAUGUCAUGCCAUUACGGAACUCCACCUUUGAUGCCAGCCUCUUCAACGCCACCAGCAAUGAAACUGUCAGUGACAACGCCAUCAACGCAGCUGUGGUGCUCGUCAAGAUAAACGCAACGAUUAGGAAUGUCAGUCUGAGCUACGACAAGCUGAACAACUCCCUGACGCUGAACCCACAGUGUGUCUUCUGGAACUUCACACUCUUCGAUAAUCUUGGAGCGUGGGAUGAUGAAGGGUGCGAGUUUGUUUCAGACAAAAAUAAUACAGUAACCUGCCGCUGUAACCACCUGACCUCCUUCUCCAUUCUGAUGGCGACGAACAUCCCUCCAUCUCUGAGAGUAGCUUUGGAUAUAAUCACUUAUGUUGGAGUUGGGAUAUCUCUGGCAAGCUUAGUCAUAUGUCUGAUUAUUGAAGGAUGUGUCUGGAAAGCCAUUACCAGAAAUAGCACUGCGUUCAUGCGUCAUGUUUCCAUCGUCAAUACUGCCCUGUCUCUGCUGAUCGCCGACAUCUGUUUCCUCAUCGGCGCCUCUAUAGCGAAGAACCCCCUUGAAAACCCAGGGGAGGACCAUGCAGUUCCACUUGCACCGUGUAGCACUGCAACUUUUUUCAUGCACUUUUUCUACCUUUCUCUUUUCUUCUGGAUGCUCGUGUCAGGACUUCUGCUCUUUUACCGGACGGUCAUGGUCUUCUCACACAUGUCCAAGGCAACCAUGUUGGCCAUUGGGUUCUGUUUAGGCUAUGGCUGCCCUCUGAUUAUUGCUGUUAUUACUGUUGCCGUCACAGCACCAGGGAAUGGAUACAUCAGGAAAUUUGAUGCUUGCUGGCUGAACUGGAAUGAGACAAAGGCCCUCCUGGCCAUGGUGGUACCUGCCUUGACCAUAGUUUUCAUCAACAUUUUAAUCGUAGUUGUGGUCUUGUUCAAAAUGCUGAGAAGAGGCACGGGAACCACUGCCCAUCCAGAUGAAAAACAUACACUGGUGGUCAUUACAAGAUGUGUGAUCAUUUUGACUCCUCUAUUUGGACUGACCUGGUCUUUGGGAGUGGGAACCAUGGUGUCACCAACAAAUAAAGGAAUCCAUAUUGCCUUCGCAUUCUUCAAUUCACUACAGGGUUUCUUCAUUUUAGUGUUUGGGACACUAUUCGACUCAAAGAUCCGUUCUAUCCUCUCAAGGAGAGUACCUACAACAAGCACCGGCACUGGCUCUAAUUCAACAGGAAGUACGAGUGGUGGCAAUUCAUCAUUCAGUGGAACAAAUUUUAUAAGUCGACUACUUGGAAGAAGAUAUAUCUACCAUGUUUCACAAGCUGCCAGCUCAAACAGCGGAGGUGCAUCAGAGUCAUUUGUCAAUAUCUGAAUCAAUACAACAAUCUGUACAUAAAAUGAUUUAAAUAUUCAUAAGAUUUGUCAGGUAUUCAUUCGAGUACAUUGUGAGAUAUUCAUUUUCAGUAGAUAAUCAGAAACUAGGUUUUUAUGACAAGUUGAAGUUCACUGGAAUGAUAAUGUAAAUGGUGGUGCGACAAACAUGUUUUGAAAUCAACAAGAAAGUAUGUAGUGAAGAUGUUCAAAGGAAGAUCACUGUUCUCAUCCUGCGAAAUGGUAUUUUUGAAACAGUUGAUGCUGCUGUGUUUGGUAACACUUAAAGAUCACACAAGCCAGAGUAGUAACAAAGGAACUUGUAAGAAGGAAGCAUUUUGUUCACUAGUAAUUCCUGAUCAAUACGUUUUUUAAAUAAGUCAUAGGAUGAUCUAAUUUAAAGUAGCUAUAGCAUCCUACAACUUAAGUGAAAAGUAGCUGAUUUCACAAUCAACACUAAUAACUCAGAUUUUUCUGUAUUUUAUUGCAAUGUGUCACCAUAUUUAAAGCUGAAAUCUAUAAUUUAUUUUAGUUACACAAGUCACAAUUUUAGAUCUUUUGUGUGGAGUUGAUAGACAUUAAGAUUGGCACAUUUUCCUUUGGAAACUACAGUAUUUAGUCUCAUCCCAGCGGCCACUAGACAUCAAUGUAAUGUCAGAAAGAAUUUGGACUCUCAUGUCAGACAGAUGUUAAAUAUCGUUUGGAAAUGAAAAUUGGGUUGUCGGCUAACUGACGUUGAGUUUUGCUCACAAAUUGAAUGCUGAUUAAAUAUGUUUUAUAUAUCAAGAUGGUGUUGGCAUUAGACGUUCAGAAGAUUUUGGUUUUAGUUACUUAGUUACAGCUGUUGUCAGUAUUCUACAUCAAAUUGAUGUUGGCAUUUAACGUUGUCCUGACGUUGAAUUUUGGUCACCUGAUGUCACAACCUACAUUCAACCAAAUAUCAACAGCUAAUGAGGUUGUUGGCCCAGCUGCAUACCUGCAGGGAUUAUUGAUGUGCCAUUUUUAUAUCAUAAACAAAACCCACUGUCUGAAAAAAGAAAAUGUUUGAUCAAAUGAUUCAAGACCAUCUCAUAUACCAGCAGCCAAAAAAAGACUUAAAUAUGAGAUGCAAACAGAUGAGAUACAUAUCAUUCAGGUGAAUGUUGGUAAUGCUGGUUCAGAGGCCUUUUGAAACACAAAGAGUGGAAUGGUAAUGUUUUGGCUAAUAAUACAAACUGUACCUGUUCAGAUAAAUGAGGUUUAUCUUAUAAAAUCUUAAUUUAAAUGCAUAUACACUGCUGGAAAAACAGUGUCUGCUAACUGCUAGCCACUUGCACUUAUGCCCGAUAACUUAAAUCAGCAAAAGUUCAAGUGCUGUCAUAAAAUCAUGGUCUGUUGGGUGUAAGCAAAUGUAUUUUGCCCAUUGUCUGAAAAGUUAAAUUGAAUUUUGCUAGCUGUGUGGCCAAUCAAUAACUCGUAUUAGCUUAACAGCAGCCACGGCAUACGCACAAACUGAAAACAUAAUUUCCAUGACCUGCAAUGUUGUUGCUGCAAAUUGUUGUUUUCACUGAUAAUUCAGCUUCUGUCUAAUGUGCACUGUGCUUUAAAAAAGAUUGUGAAUUGAAACAAAGAUCUAGUAAUGCAGUGAAACAUUAGCUCCAAACAUUUGCUAAAUAAGAUGCUUAUUGUGAAAUAAUGUGUGUAUUCAUUGAGUUUUCAA
Seriola dumerili (greater amberjack) is the source of this 7215-nucleotide messenger RNA. Its product is annotated as adhesion G protein-coupled receptor F5-like. The transcript is spliced from 30 exons. Bases 1 to 5517 code for a protein of 1838 amino acids. Gene Ontology annotation, molecular function: G protein-coupled receptor activity. Gene Ontology annotation, cellular component: membrane. Lineage: Eukaryota; Metazoa; Chordata; Actinopteri; Carangiformes; Carangidae. The record is from RefSeq and is a predicted model, not a curated record. Gene Ontology annotation, biological process: cell surface receptor signaling pathway; G protein-coupled receptor signaling pathway.